This is a messenger RNA of Staurois parvus, 348 nucleotides long. Lineage: Eukaryota; Metazoa; Chordata; Amphibia; Anura; Ranidae. The record is from the annotation of a GenBank genome assembly.
AUGUAGACUGCUUCUAUAAACAUUUGUGAAAGAAUGGGUCGCUCUCAGGAGCUCAGUGAAUUCAACCGUGGUACUGUGAUAGGUUGCCACCUGUGCAAUAAGUCCAUCCAUGAAAUUUCCUUGUUACUAAAUAUUCCACGCUCAACUGUUAGUGGUAUUAUAACAAAGUGGUUGCAACUGGGAACAAUUGCAACUCAACCACAAAAUGAGCGAGGUCAGCGCUUGCUGUUGCGAACAGUGCGCAGAAGUCACAAACUGUCUGCAGAGUCAAUAGCUAAAGACCUCCAAACUUCGUGUGGCCUUCAGAUUAGAACAACAACAGUGCGUAGAGAGCUUCAUGGAAUGGGU